ACCGUUACAGUUGCCGUGCACGCUUUAAAGUACAAGUGUGAGCUCAAUAUAAGAGCUAGCUGCAUGUCUGGUUUAAUUGAGAAUGUGAAAUUAUUGCACGCAUAGUGGACAAUUUAUGAAUAGUUACUUCAGAAACUGUCGAAAGUUGUUUCCUUGAGAUGGAGCUGGUGGAUGAAGCAGCAGUGCUUGCCACCGAGAAGUAUGGCUCCCAAGAAACAUGGAAGUACCGUCUGAAGGGCGACGUGAUAAAUAGAGAGAGACAAGCGGAUGGCAGCUCCAGAACAGGCGGUUCCAUCACUGGGGCUUUCAAAAGUAUUUUCCUGCCUCAAGGAUACCCAGAGAGUGUCAGUGACGAUUAUGUGGAAUAUCAAAUCUGGGAUACACUGCAGGCAUUCUCCAGCUCUAUGUCGGGUACCUUAGCAACACAAGCAUCUUUGAAGGGUGUUGGGGUGGGAAACCAGGCAGCAACCGUAGCUGCGGCAACUGUUACCUGGCUACUCCGAGACGGCACCGGAAUGCUGGGCAGGAUCUUGUUUGCGUGGUUGAAAGGGAACAAGCUUGACUCAGAGGCAAAGAAAUGGAGGCUCUUUGCUGAUAUUCUCAAUGAUUUCGCUAUGUUCAUUGAGAUCUUGGCCCCAUACUAUCCACCUAUGUUCACACUCAUUGCUUGCAUCGCUGGAGUGUUUAAGUCAAUAGUGGGGGUGGCAGGUGGAGCCACCAGAGCUGCCCUUACAGUCCACCAGGCUCGAAGAAACAACAUGGCUGACAUCUCUGCUAAAGAUGGCAGCCAGGAGACCUUGGUGAACUUAGCUGGCCUCCUCGUUAGCCUUGUUUUAAUUCCUCUGGUAACAGACAAUCCCAGAUUGACAUUUGCCCUCUUCUUCCUCUUUACUGCCUUACACCUGUUCGCCAAUUACAAAGCUGUUCGCUCGGUUGUCAUGGAAACCCUUAACGAGGCCAGGUUGUCUAUUGUUCUUGAGCAGUAUUUGUCUGAUGGGAGGGUCCUCAGUCCCCGGGAGGCCAAUCCAAAAGAGCCGGUGUUUCUGGAAUGGCGAAAGGAAGUGCCUAUUAAACUAGGAGUGAGUCUGAGGGAACUCGUUACAUCAACACAGGACCUGCAGUUGGCCUUGAAACACCACCACAAGCCUUUCCUCAUUGGCAUCCAACAAGGUUGUGUGUCGGUGUGCUUGUCGAGUGAGGCCUCGGUUGCUGAUGAGAUUGAGGCGGCCUGUCAGGCGUUGUGUCUGGCGGCGGUGAUGAAGGCCUCUCCUCCUCCUCCACAGCAGCUGAGGCAGCUGGCACUGGCUAAGGGCCAAGAUCCCUGGGUUUUAGUGUCUGAAAGCUACAAAUUCAUGGACCAGAUGUUUCCUGCGUUUCUUCUAGAUUUGGAAAAAGCCAAAUGGCUUACGGACAGAACACUCUUGGAUUGGAAUGAGUGGAGAGUGGACUGGAGAAAGAAGAUGAGCUGAACUAAACAGCCCAGGAGGGAACAAGUUGAAAGAAAUGUGCCAGUAAAGGCAAACUAGGACCAAAUUUGACUUGAAGGAAAAUAAAUAAAGUAUGUCACAUGGUGGCAUGGAAAUUCAAUAUUAGACACCCCCUUCAUAGAAAAAAAUGGCAGUAUAAACAUGUAUCUCAUACACAAUGUUUUUCAUGUGGCCUAAAUAGGUUUCAAUAGGAACUGUUUUUAUACUCUGUUGAUCAUUUGCAAUAAACAUUCUGAAGUUUC
Engraulis encrasicolus (European anchovy) is the source of this 1729-nucleotide messenger RNA. RefSeq names its product RUS family member 1 (gene rusf1). The record is from RefSeq and is a predicted model, not a curated record. Bases 159 to 1469 code for a protein of 436 amino acids. Lineage: Eukaryota; Metazoa; Chordata; Actinopteri; Clupeiformes; Engraulidae. The transcript has 15 exons.